This is a messenger RNA of Fraxinus pennsylvanica, 714 nucleotides long. The record is from the annotation of a GenBank genome assembly. Lineage: Eukaryota; Viridiplantae; Streptophyta; Magnoliopsida; Lamiales; Oleaceae.
AUGGCAGACUUAGCCUUUUUACCCAAGUUUUUCUCGUGUCGGUCAAUAUGGUUCAAACCUCCAUGGGUGGGAAUAUUGUUAUCAAUAGUCGUUGCAUUGGGUGUUUCUUAUAUGAGUUACAUAGAUAUCAUAUCUUCUGCAGAUUUCUUGUAUAGUUUGGGUAUGCUAUUGGAAUUUGCAUCUUUUCUUUGGCUGAGAAGAAAAUUCCCCACAAUGAAAAGGCCUUACAGGGUGCCAUUGAAGCAGCCAACCGUGGUGCUUAUGUGCUUAAUUCCGACUGCAUUUUUGGUGGUUAUAAUGGCUAUAGCAACCAGCAAACUCUUUCACAACGAAAUGCCCGUGGAAACUGACGACAAAGAUGAGUGGUGGUGGAUGUGGAAGAAGGCAGCCACGGGUUUUAACGUCUCUCCGCCUCAAUCAGAAUUAGCACAGGGAAGAAACAACGCAAAAAUGGUGAAGGGUCGCCAAGGAGAACGCGUCAGACUUUACGUGAGAGGAACAAUCCUGGGAUACAAGAGGUCGAAAUCUAAUCAGUAUCCAAACACGUCCUUAAUCCAGAUCGAGGGAGUGAACAGCAAGGAAGAGGUGGCGUGGUACCAGGUGGCGUCGUCAGGGCUAAGUUCAAGUCCAACCUCCCACCGAAGUCCAUGGGCGCCCGCGUUCGCGUCUUCAUGUACCCUAGCAACAUUUGAAGUGCGUUCUGAAAUUGCUUAA